Rhizopus microsporus ATCC 52813 is the source of this 951-nucleotide messenger RNA. RefSeq lists its product as uncharacterized. The transcript has 3 exons. Bases 1 to 951 code for a protein of 316 amino acids. The record is from RefSeq and is a predicted model, not a curated record. NCBI's taxonomy places the organism in Eukaryota, Fungi, Mucoromycota, Mucoromycetes, Mucorales, Rhizopodaceae.
AUGUUUGCAAAUACUGUCAAGUCUGACGGAUUUUCAGUUGAUUUUGUAUUCAACAAAAGAACAACAAAAGAUGCCACUUUAAUAGCAAACAUUGAUUUAGAGCUUGAAGAUUUUGGCUUGGAAGAGGUAAAGCAAGCCUGCCAGCCCAUGUUUCUAGAUCCUGGAAGAAAAAGCGUGUUCACUGCUGCAAUUGGUUUAGAUACAACCAACCAUCAAAUAAGACGCUGCUCAACAGCAGAGUAUUACCACAGGACCGGAUCAACAAAGUACAUUAAAAAGCUAGAAAGGCUUAAGGCUCAAAAGGGCAUAAAAACAAUUGAGACCAAUAUGCCCUCUCCUAAAACAUCACAAUGCGCUGCUUACCUCCUCUAUAUUGAAUACGUUCUUACCCAUGUUGGUGUCUUAUUCACAUUUUAUGAUUACAAAAUAGCAAAAGGUCGUUUUUACUUGUAUCAAGGCAGACAAAGAGCGGCAGAAGAAAUGGAAGAAAAAAAGAAGCAAGAAGAGGCAAAAACAGACGGCAAAUCCAAAAGAAAAAGAGAAUCAAAUUACCAAAAACAGAAGCCAAAAGUGGAAGCCCGCAAAGUUCCAAACGGAAAGAGAGAAAGUGCCCCUUGUAGUCUUUGGUGCGGGAAUGUUUGGCAAAGACUCGAUAAAGCUGAAGAGAAACAGGUGUGGCGCCAGUGGUGUUUUUCGGCGAGCGCUAAAAAGGAGACAGCUGGAGAUCUCAUCGCCGUUACAAUUGAUGAAUACAAGACUUCCAAAGUUUGCAAUGCGUGUAAUAAUGAUUCCCUCACAAGUAUGCCCGGCUUGAAAGGCUGUAGUGUUCAGGUCUGCAGUAUCUGCAAGGCGCUAUGGCAACGAGAUAUCAACGCGUGCAAAAAUAUGGUGUCCAUUUCCCUUUCGAUUUGGGAUGGAAGAGGUCGACCUUUCCAGCAUAGCAGAAAUUAA